Messenger RNA from Oreochromis aureus, 883 nucleotides. RefSeq names its product SEC61 translocon subunit beta (gene sec61b). The coding region runs from base 137 to 430 and encodes 97 amino acids. The transcript is spliced from 4 exons. Lineage: Eukaryota; Metazoa; Chordata; Actinopteri; Cichliformes; Cichlidae. Gene Ontology annotation, biological process: intracellular protein transport. The record is from RefSeq and is a predicted model, not a curated record. Gene Ontology annotation, cellular component: Sec61 translocon complex.
UUUUUAGAAGAGCGUCAGCUUUGUGGGCUCUCUUCUCAAGUUUUUCACACACUGACUGUGUGCCGCUCCUCCGACGUGGACAUCAGCUUGAAGAGCUCCUCAGCGUUUUAGCUAGCAUCUGGACAAAUAAGACAAAAUGCCUGGACCAGCAGCAAGUGCCACCAAUGUUGGAGCCUCUAGCAGAUCCCCCAGCAAGACAGUGGCUCCCCGUGCAGCAGGCUCCACAGUCAGACAGAGGAAAGCUACCAGCAGUGGUACACGCAGCGGUGGCAGGACCACGGGAUCUGCCGGCACAGGCGGCAUGUGGCGCUUCUACACUGAAGACUCACCGGGACUCAAAGUCGGCCCGGUGCCCGUGCUGGUGAUGAGCCUGCUUUUCAUCGCGUCAGUCUUCAUGCUUCACAUCUGGGGGAAGUACACCCGCUCUUAAGCAACCCUGGCCUGAUGACCUUUGACCCUGCGCCUCAGUUUCUUAACUCUUUGGACCUGGACCAAACAACAAAUGAACCACCAUCUUCCCCCCAAUGUCCUUUUUUCUGCUGUCACUACAAACACACAAAUUGGAUUUUUCUGUACACGAUCUUCAUCUGCGUCUGACUCUGGUGACCACCUUGUUGCUCCUUCCCGUCACUGUGUGCAUGUGUCACACAUGAUGGGGUGAAUGGGGAGAAGCGGUGUCGCUGUCUCUUUUAAGCAGCAGGAGCAGCAUGUGUUCACUCCAAUGCUGCAUGAAUUAAGUGCAGUGCCCAAGGACAUUGUUGUUUUCAGGCCCCCCACCAACAUUUCUCCCCGUAGCCUGAAUUGCAAUUUAAUUUUUUUUUUGUUAACAGCAUUUGUACAAAAUGUGAUUGUAUUAUUGUACAAUUAAAAAAGUAAAAAUUAA